Linum trigynum is the source of this 2760-nucleotide messenger RNA. Lineage: Eukaryota; Viridiplantae; Streptophyta; Magnoliopsida; Malpighiales; Linaceae. The record is from the annotation of a GenBank genome assembly.
CUCUUCUGGUCCUACUUUUGUUGAGGUUGUUGAAUUUUACAAAUUUACCUGGCCCUAAGGCCAGGUCCCCUUUGGUCUCUCACAGAACCCUUUACUUUGAAAGUGAGGUAUGGUUCUAUUGAAGAAAAGAUCGGUUGAGGUUCAUCGAUGGAAAUGAAGACUCCAGGAGACCACAGGUAGGGGUGAACAAACACACCCGCGAACCGACCCACCCGCCUAACCUGACCCAACCCAUCCGUUUAUCACUAAAACCAAGUUUAUGGUUGGAUGAGAGUUUCUUUUGUACAAUCUGCCUCUUUUGGGUUGGGUUUGGAUUUUUUAUUAAACAAACCGUAGAACUUGACUCAACCCGUGUUCCAACUAUUGGUAUGAGUACUCAUACCUAAAAAUAUCUAUGUCGUAUAUUGCAAUAUUUAUGAAAAAAUUAAGAUAUUUUGCCAUAUUUUUCUCUCGUCCCUAAUCUAAUUCAAUCUGCGACUUAAUAUUUAGACUUGGAAUUAAUAGAGCUAUGAUUUAGUGGGUUUGCUUGUGGUUGAUGUACGAAACCUCCCCGCCCUGUUAACGACGUUUGACUGAAAACUAAUGUACAGAGUGCCAGCAUAAAUAGAAUCCCCUCAACCGGGCGCUAAUUCCUCUGCAAGCGGCAAAGUAGCUUCCCACUCCCAGCAAAAGAGUAGACACAAAAAAAAAUGGCAGUUGUUGUGGGAGCUCAUGUUGAGCAGCAGCACUCAACCCUUAUUCCUUUCUCCCAAAUCCGCGCCAAACCAGUCCACUUCAUUGUCACCAAAAAUAGUCCUGUUCACUGCCUGAACGACCGCGGUGCCGCUCAUGCUCGCAUGUACUGUUCAUCUCCGUUCACGAUCCGCAGCGAUGUGGCUAUUCAGCAGCGGCGGUCGGGAAACUAUGGGACGGGGCAGUGGGGCAUCGAUACCCCUCAUCACCUGCUACAGACCAAAUACGACAACGCAGCAGCUGUCAACCGUACCUCUGCUGCAUAUACGGGGUAUAGUACUAGACCGAGAAUCGAAGAGCUGAAAAUGUACGUGAAGGGUCUGCUGGAGAUGAAGCGCGUAGAGGGUAACGACGAGACCAAAAUGUUAGAGCUGAUUGAUGCGCUGCAGCGGCUGGGGUUGGGUUACCAUUUCGAGAGAGAGAUUCAGGCUGCUCUGGAGGCCAUCGUUGCUUCUUCUUCCCGCAUUUGGGCUGAGAGCCUACAUGCUUGCGCCCUCCGUUUUCGUCUCCUCAGGCAGGGUGGAAUCCCCAUCUCUCCAGAUAUCUUCAAGGGAUUUAAAGACGACGACGAUGGUGGAUUCAAGGCACAGAUAGUGAGAGAUGUCAAAGGGUUGUUGGAACUGUAUGAAGCUUCAUACCUGGCGGUGACAGGGGAGGACAUUAUGGAGGAGGCCAGGGCUUUUGCUGUCAAGCAUCUGACGGAGAUUGUCAAUACUAAUAAGGACGAUGCUAACAACGUUGAUGAGUACUCGAGUCUAGUAAUGAAGCAUAGUUUGGAGCUGCCCUUGCAAUGGAGAAUGCAGAGAGACGAGACUAGCUGGUUCAUCCAGCUUUGCCAAGAUAGGCAGCUGGAACCCGACAUCUCACCCCUGCUUGAACUCGCCACGUUGGAUUUCAACUUUGUCCAACGUCUGCACCAAAAUGAAUUGGAGGAGCUGACAAGUUGGUGGAAAAACUUGGGACUUAUUGAAAACCUGGAGUUCGCUAGAGAUCCUUUGGUGGAGAGCUUCCUAUGGGCUAUCGGGAUCACCUCUCACCCUGAAAUGGGAGAGUGCAGAAAGGCCAUGGCCAAGGUUGCACUCAUCGUUCACAUCAUUGACGACGUCUACGAUGUAUAUGGUUACCUCGAUGAACUUGAGCUUUUCACAACCGCCAUUGAGAGGUGGGACAUCAAUGAGCUGGAUAAGCUUCCUCGUUAUCUGCAGCUAUGUUUCCUGGCCGUCUACAAUACUGGAAACGAGAUGUCUUAUGCCAACCUAAAGCAACAAGGAUUCAACAGCAUGCGCUACAUAAAAAAAGCGUGGGCGGAUCUCUGUGGUUCAUACUUGGAAGAAGCCAGAGCAUAUCAUUCUGGGAGUAUUCAGAAUUUAGAGCAAUAUUUGACAAUUGCCUCCAAAUCAGUAGCAAGCAGCAUUGUUCUUAUUCACGGCUACCUUUUUUCCCCAACCGACAUCCUUCGAAAUGGCGAUUUGGAUAUGUUAACGGAAGUCGAUCCCAACCUCACACGUUUGACUUCAAUCAUUGUUCGUUUAACGAAUGAUCUCGCGAGCUCAAAGGGGGAGUUGGAAAGGGGAGAUGUCGUGAAAGCAGUUGAAUGUUGCAUGAGAGAGAGCAGAUUAUCGGAAGAAACUGCCCGUGAGCAUAUAAAUUGGAUGAUUGGCGAAAUGUGGAAAAUGGUGAAUGAAGAUAUCUUGUCUUCUCAAGGUUGUUUGAAUAAUAGUAGCAGUAACCCGAUGCUUCCUCCCACGUAUGUGAAUCUAGCAGUGAAUGUUGCUCGAGCUAGUCAUUACAUGUAUAAGCACCAGAACUCGAAAGCAUCAUUUGUUGUGAAAGAUAAAAGCAGAGCAAUGAUUUUGCUUUUUGACGCAUUUUAGGAGGAUAAUAUUAUGUUGUAGUUAAGGGCAAGACACGACAAUAAUGAGUUAUAGGUAUAUUUCACUUUUUAAUAAUUACUAUUUUUUUCUCAAAGAUGACAUUUUACAAGUUUACGGAUCAAAUAUACUUUUUUAAUAUAAUUAUAUUUUCAAA